AAUACCUGUCUUGGAGAUGGCGAUAGGAAGAUCGAUGUGAAGAUGGCGAUUGAUUUUUGAUCCGGUGAAGAUGGCGAUCGGGUGAAGAGUGGCCGCGGAGAAUAUCCUUUAUUAUGGGGCUGUUUGGAAAGUUGGAUGGAUAAGUGCUGAACCAAUUUUGAUGGAUUUUCAUGCUUACAAACCCAUACUCCAAAUCCGACCAACAUCCCAAAGAUUUUGAUGUAGAUUUUGCAGACUUCUCUUUCCCAACUAAUCCACAUUUCACUCGCUCUUUGCAUAAAUUGGAAUCUCAGAAGCGCGAGUCUGAUCUGGAAUCGGAGUGCUGCGAGAAUGGCGGCGAAGAUGAUGAGGAAGGAGGCAGCGGUGGUGCAGGGGAACGUGACGGAAGCAAAGCCGGAGGAUGCCGCUGCGGCGGUGAAGUCGAACCAGGGGCGGUGGAUUUGCGGGCUGUGCGCGGAGGCAAAGAUCCGAGAGAAGAACUAGGGGCAGUGGAUUUGCGGGCUGUGCGCGGAGGCGGUGAAGGUUCGGCUUCCUUUUUUCUCAGCUCCAGUUUUGUCGUCGACAACCUCACUCGCUGCUCUUUGGCCUCCUUCCAUGAUGAAGGGCGAUUGUGAUGGAUUGUGAUGCAGACCUUUAGACUUUCAAAGAGUAAAUUCCAUAAUUGGUCCUUUAUAAUAGGGGGAUUUCCAUAUUUAAUCCUCUGUUAUCAAAUAUUACCCCUAUAGUCCUUUUUUUAAGGGCGCCUUUCCACAAAUGGUCCUUUUUUUGAUCUUCUGUCAUGUUGGUGUUAAUUUAAAGGCUAAAAAUAUAAUUUGACAUUAACAUUAUGUCUAGUGACGUGUUCUGAUAUUGGUUAAGCGGAUAACACAAAAAUAAUGACUAUGAUUGUGA
Messenger RNA from Cuscuta campestris, 891 nucleotides. The record is from the annotation of a GenBank genome assembly. Lineage: Eukaryota; Viridiplantae; Streptophyta; Magnoliopsida; Solanales; Convolvulaceae.